AUGGCCGACGUCAUGACCCAGACUCCCCCGGUCCUUCACGGUCCCUCGGAGAAGGAACGAAAGUAUGAUCGUCAGCUCCGCUUGUGGGCAGCCUCUGGUCAGGCCGCUCUCGAGUCGGCCAACAUCCUCCUCGUCAACUCGGGUGCUGGCACCGUUGGUGUUGAGACACUCAAGAACCUGGUGCUUCCUGGUAUCGGCCGCUUCACCAUUGCUGAUCCAGCUGCCGUGAGUCACGAAGAUCUCGGCGUCAACUUCUUCGUCGAUGACAGCUGGCUGGGCAAGUCAAGAGCUGAAGCAUCCACCAACUUUCUCCUUGAGCUUAACACAGAGGUCCAGGGCGAGUGGUACCCCAAGUCUCAGAAUGAUUCCUUCAGCCUUCAAGACCUUCUCACCAACGCACCCAAGUUUACCAUGAUCCUAUAUGCUUUGCCCUUGCCACAAGACCAGGUGCAACUCAUUCAUGAAUAUGCCAGUCACCACAAGACGCCUACCAUCGCCGUUCACUCUGUUGGCUACUACUCCUACUUCAAGACCACCUUGCCUGGAACCUUUCCCAUCGUCGAUACUCAUCCCGACGAGGCCGCCACUACGGAUUUAAGGUUGCUGGCUCCUUGGCCCGAGUUGACGGAGUUCUCCAGGGAAAUGACCAAGGAUAUUGACAACCUCGACAACCAUGAGCAUGGCCACCUGCCUCUAGUGGUCAUUCUUCUUCAUUACCUCGAACAGUGGCAGCAGGGCCACGAUGGGGCCUAUCCCACCAGCUACGCUGACAAGACCGCAUUCCGCAAGACCGUCUCCGAAGCGAUGCGGAGAGACAAUCCUGAGGGCGGCGAAGAGAACUUUGAAGAAGCCGUAGCUGCUGUCAUGAAACAUGUCGUGGUGCCAUCUCUCCCCAGUUCCCUUCAGCAAGUAUUUGACUAUAUCCACGAGCCUCACGAAGUCAAGUCUGGCUUUUGGAUCAUUGCCGAGGCUGUCAAGCGAUUUUACUCCGAGCAAGGUCGUUUGCCCGUACCUGGCGGACUCCCUGAUAUGAAGGCACAGUCCAGUGUCUACAUCAAGCUUCAAAAUAUCUACAAGAAUCAGGCUCGCAAGGAUGUUGAACAUGUCCUCGACACAGUCCGGAGUAUCCCUGGUGGCGAGGAAAUCGACCCAGCUCAGGUGGAGCUCUUUUGCAAGAAUGCUCGCUUCAUCAAGCUGAUCAAUGGGCUUGAAGAUAAGACAGUCAAGCUUGAUCAAGUUGUCGAACAACAACUCGCCAACGAUGAGAUUGCCGCCGUUGCUGGCCCUGAAAUGCCGCUCUCUCUUCUCCCCAUAUACCUUGCUCUCUCGGCAACCUCCAACGUUACCACCGCUUCUGCCGACGACAUCAUGACAUUCAUUGGACAGAAUGCACCUCAGGCCGCCAGUAAUGAGCGUUACCAGAAGACGGCCCAAGAGGUGGAUCGAGCUGCGGGCGGUGAACUUCACAACAUCUCCGCCGUCACUGGUGGCAUGGCCGCGCAGGAGAUGAUCAAGAUUAUUACGAAACAGUACGUGCCGAUUGACAACACGUGCAUCUUCGACGGUAUCGACAGUCGAUGCCAAGUCCUACGCCUGUGA
Molecule: messenger RNA, 1599 nt
Organism: Fusarium keratoplasticum
Lineage: Eukaryota; Fungi; Ascomycota; Sordariomycetes; Hypocreales; Nectriaceae
Product: ThiF domain-containing protein
Exons: 4
Coding region: 1-1599 (532 amino acids)
Biological process (GO): protein neddylation
Cellular component (GO): cytoplasm
Molecular function (GO): NEDD8 activating enzyme activity
Source: RefSeq, a predicted model, not a curated record